AUGAGCGAAGACAGCUGGAUUAUUGAGCUUCUUAAGAAAGAAGCAGAAGAGAAGGAAAUAGAAUAUAAACGUAUUGGAAUUAAAGCUUUUCUUAAAAAAAAAAGAUCAGGUCCUAUAUCACGAGGAUUAAAUAAAGAAUUUUUGACAAGAAUAAUUAAAGAUACAGAUGCACAUAAUGAUGCACUUAUUCGUAAAGAAAUGUAUCAGGCAAAAAAACGUUUACAGGAACUUUAUCGUUGUAAUUCUAGUCACGAUAGAGUGAUUAAGGAAAAUAAAGAGGUCGGAAAAUCAAUAACAAAAGGAAGAAAAAAGUGUUUUAAAGUGAAUUUAUCAGAUAAUAAUGAUUCAGAAAAAAAAAACCAACAAGAAAAAAAAUUUUUAUCAAAUAAGGAAAAAUCGCCGUCAAUCGGACCUGAGUAUCCUUUAAUAUCAAGGGAGGGGAAUGAUGAUGGUUUUUAUUCGUCAGGAAAAUCAAUGCUUGAUACACAUUUUGACCCAAAUUAUAAUCCAAGACUUGACGUUGCAAUUUCUUCAAAUGAAAAUAAUGACUUGGAUAAAGAAUUUGAAACUAUGGGGAAUAGUCCACUAUGGAAGAAAUUAGUGUCUCGAAAUUUGCUACAAACUGACUUUUCUCAAAAGAUAAUUUCAGAAAUGAAACACGAAGAAUCGUUUCCUGUUUAUAGUAAAGGAUUAAGAGAAUGGGAUAGAGGAAAGGUAGUCUGGGAAGAUGGGAGCAUUGGACUAGAGGCUGUUGGCUGGCCUAAAACAUAA
Molecule: messenger RNA, 771 nt
Organism: Pneumocystis murina B123
Lineage: Eukaryota; Fungi; Ascomycota; Pneumocystomycetes; Pneumocystales; Pneumocystaceae
Exons: 3
Coding region: 1-771 (256 amino acids)
Source: RefSeq, a predicted model, not a curated record